Molecule: messenger RNA, 2587 nt
Organism: Spathaspora passalidarum NRRL Y-27907
Lineage: Eukaryota; Fungi; Ascomycota; Pichiomycetes; Serinales; Debaryomycetaceae
Exons: 1
Coding region: 510-1742 (410 amino acids)
Source: RefSeq, a predicted model, not a curated record
GCACACAAAUGUCAGACACAGAAAACAUUAAACCUAAGAAGAAGUCAGUUGGUUUCGCCGAAGCACCAAUUGAAGACUUGCAAGAGCAUCACAAGAUCCUUAGACAAAAGGAAGAAGAGAAAAAGAAGUCGUCUCUGUUCCACAAGAUCCCACCGGAGUAUGCUUAUUUAGAAAAGAAAAACUUGGGUCAGGGUCCCAAACAAAUAUCACCCCAGCUGCCAGUGAUCGCCCACCCCAGCCCUAAGUUGUCUGAUUUACCUGAUUUAAAGAAUUUAAAGUUUUUCGACAUCAAGGAUAUUUCUGUCCAGAAUAAGGAGACUGAGUUGCAGUUUCACUAUAAUCGAAUUGAUUUGCCCCCUGCUGCCGACAGUGUAAUUGUGGAUGUCAAGUACGGUUCUUUGAAUUCGUUAGAUUUAGCCAAGAUUAAUCAGUAUCUUUUGAACUUGAGUAAUGUAAAGGUUGGUCUUGGGUAUGAAUUUUCGGGGGUGAUAAGCUACCUUGGAAACAAUAUGAAGAGUAAAUAUUCCAUUGGUGAUUAUGUGUUUGGUGUAAUCAAUCCUACUGCAAGAAGAGGUGCAUUAUCUACAAAUCAAAUAGUAUACCCGGGGCGAGACAUUUUGAUUAAAGUUGACCAGCUUGUUCUCAACCAAUUGAAUGAUAUUGAUGUUGAAUUGAAAUUUGAUGUGAAUGAACAAUUUGAAAUUGAUUCCGAUGAAGAAUCUCGCCAGUUGGCCCAACAGCUCUCGGAAACUAAAAUCAAAAGGACCACAUACGCCGUUGAAAGUACAAUCCCACCAUUGGGUAAAUUGACUACUUUCCCAGUUUUGUACAACCGGGCCAAACAAUUGAUUCAACAUUUACCAGUUGGAGGAAACCGAGUCAACAUCUUAAUCAACGGUGCCGACACAAAUGUCGGUCUAACCAUUAUUCAAAUAUUAUUGACUGAAUACGCACUGAUGUCUAUGAAUUUACUUUUAGUGAUUCGUGAAGGUUCAUCCAAGUACAUGGAACAAGCAGUAAACUACUUCCAUAAGAAAUAUUACGAUCCAUCAUCAAGAAAACAAUUGACAUUACUUCCAUAUGACAUGGUGAAUGACGAUUUAAUCUUCCCUGGUGAAAAAGUUCCAAUCAACUACAAGAAACCAAACUACUUUGCAAUUGAAAUAAUUGAUGCAUUAUUGAACAAUGAUCAUGGAUUAAUAGACACUUCCAACAUCAAUGACUACAAAUUGGACUUGAUUGUCGAUUUAGUUGGAUGCAAGAAGUAUUUCCAGGAAACUUCCAUCAAACUUCAUGAGAUUGAAUCAUUGAAUUUACCAUUCAAACUGAAGAUAAAUUCUUCAUUAGAAUCCUUGUUUGGAAAAGACAAAGAGCCAUUCUUGGUCAAACUUCUCAAGCCCAAGAAGUACGGUUCUAGUUUAGUCAGUGGAUGUAAUUUCAACAUUGAAGAACCUAGUUAUAACAUCAACGAGUUGAGUGCCGACACUACGGAAAUCUUGAAUCCAUGGAGUAAUAAAUGGACCUCAAACUUGUUCAACAAUUGGACGACAUAUACAUAUUAUGACGAGAUUCAGUUGCAAAUUAAACAAGAAUGGUGUGAGCAAGGGUUAGAAUUGGUGCUUGCCAAUCAGUUGAAGUUUAGAAUUGAUCAUUAUCUUGAUUGGAGAAACGAUUAUAAGAAGCACAUCAAUCAGUUGAAGAUCAAUGAUGGUAAGGUUGUAUUUAAAGUUGAAGAUUUUUAGUUACAUAGUUGGCAAUAUACGUUCUCAUGUAAAGCCAUACUCUUGCAGAUCCCUCGGGUAUUAGAGUCUAUUUUCUACAAAUACUAUUAUCUAAACUAGUUUACAUAGGAGAAACCUGUUUACGGGUGAAAGAAGGCAUGUCCCAAAGUAGUAACUUGAUACCCAAGAGACGAUAAAACAAAUGAAACGACUAACGUAAAUGUUAUCCUAAUUCGUUCGGAGAAAUAAUCAGACGAACCGUUUCUUCACAUGAAAUGCGUUGAGGGAAUUUUAAGAAAGUCUACUGCAACGUAAACACCCGACAGAACAGCUCUUUCCUGAAAGUGAAUGACCGCCAGAGCCGUCAAAAGCGGGAACUUCCUACAACAAUGGGUUUCGGAGUUUUAGUUCCGAAGAAGCGGUAUUUUAGUUAAAUUUAAUUUAAGCAAAACAAUGACCAAUAAACAUCGAAUGAUUCUACCUACAAACAAUGGUAAAAUUAAAUGUCGCAUUUCUUAAAGUUGGGGGAAACUAGCAUUGGUUACAAAUUUUGCCCCACUUACCCAUAUGAUACUUUGAGAAUUGCCUUGUUGGCCAGAGGGGCUUACGCUAAUUCUUCCCCCAUUUGAAUCAUAUGUUCUGGCCUGCAUAGAACAUCCACACCAACUACGAAUAAAAAUUUUUUUUGUUUAGUCGACCAACGGGGUGGGGGGCAGACUAUUGCUGCGAAUGAAAUGAUUUUCAUUUAGCCUAUUGUGCGUUUUCUUAUUGUGGAAAGCCCAGUCGAUUGGAACUGUAUUAGUAAGCCAGAUUCUAUCCAGUGAGCGUGUGUGCCCCUUUGGCAAAUAAUUCUGUAAUUACAACCA